UAGAGUAAAUGUGUUUAUAUGCACUUUUUAUGUGUUUAUAGGCACUUUUAAUGUGUUGAUUGGAGAUAUGGGAAAGUUGAUGUUUCUGCUUUUCUUGUCUGUGUUUGAGUGAUUUAUGGUUUUGAAAACCAUUUACACAAGUUGCCUAAUUCAUGAUCUUGAAGGAAUUAUUGAGUUUGUGGUUUAAUAGUAUCAGAUAGGUUUGUAUGGUGAUCAAGAAAAAUAAAAAAAGAGAGGACUUUUAUGGUCUUUUGUGUAACUUGUUAUUCUGAUUCAGGGUUUUAGCUGAUGGUUUAUUUUGUUGUAUGAAAGAGUUUAAUUUUUUGAAUUUCUUGGUUCCCGUUUCAGCAAAUUGAGCUCACAAAGAGAAAACGAUAGCACUGAAUACAAUUGGCUCGUUCCGCCGUGGAUGAGAUGUCAGCAACUGGUCCUUCCGAGAGAACUGCUUCAACCUUCCGUAAUUUCAUCUCAAAAGACCCCGGUUCCCGUUUUCCAGUGGAAUCUGGGAGGUACCACCUCUAUAUAUCAUAUGGUUGCCCAUGGGCAUCAAGGUGCCUUGCCUACUUGAAGAUUAAAGGCCUUGACCAAGCCAUUAGUUUCACAUCUGUUAAAUCUAAGUGGGAGAGGACGAAGGACAGUGACGAGCACAUGGGAUGGGUUUUUGCUUCAUCAAGCACCGAGGAGCUAGGAGCUGAUCCUGAUCCUGUUAAUGGAGCCAAAAGCAUAAGGGAGCUUUAUGAGCUUGCAAGUACAAACUAUUCCGGAAAAUACACAGUUCCGGUUCUUUGGGAUAAGAAACUGAAGACAGUUGUGAACAACGAGAGUGCAGAAAUAAUACGCAUGUUUAAUAGUGAAUUCAAUGACAUAGCUGGAAAUGCAGAUUUGGACCUUUAUCCUCCUCAUUUGCAAUCACAAAUCGAUGAAGUAAAUGAGUGGAUUAAUGAUGGAAUAAACAACGGAGUAUAUCGAUGUGGUUUUGCAAAGAAGCAAGAGACUUAUGAUGAGGCAGUGCAAAAAGUGUAUGAAGCUUUGGACAAAUGUGAGGAGAUACUGAGCAAGCAGAGAUACUUAUGUGGAGAUCAAGUGACUGAAGCAGAUAUUCGCUUGUUUGUCACCCUGAUUAGGUUUGACGAGGUGUAUGCUGUCUACUUCAAGUGCAACAAGAAGUUACUUCGUGAAUAUCCAAGUCUGUUUAAUUAUACCAAAGACGUUUUCCAAAUACCUGGCAUGAGCAGUACUGUCAACAUGGAACACAUCAAAAAGUUUUACUACAGAAGCCAUCCGACCGUCAAUCCUUCUGGGAUUAUUCCUCAGGGUCCAAAUAUCGACUAUUCCUCUCCACAUGAUCGAGAGAAGUUCUCUAAGUAGGAAUGGUCCAUAAUCUUGGCAGGCAUUUUUGAAGUUAACUCAUCUUGCUCCCCUGUUAAGAAGUAUGUGGAGUUGCUACUACUGGUACUGCCUCAAUCUUCGGAUUUUUUAAUAAGAGAUGUAGUUUUGCUAGUUCUUUUGUAAAGCGACGAGCUAAAAAAGAGCUGCUGCUACAUUUACUGUUUGUUCAUCCUAGAAGUGUGUUUCUGUGGAGCUUUUGCAUUUCUAUUUCUAUUUGUUUUCUUUUGCCUA
This is a messenger RNA of Lycium barbarum (goji berry), 1620 nucleotides long. RefSeq lists its product as uncharacterized. The record is from RefSeq and is a predicted model, not a curated record. Lineage: Eukaryota; Viridiplantae; Streptophyta; Magnoliopsida; Solanales; Solanaceae. Gene Ontology annotation, molecular function: glutathione transferase activity. The transcript has 6 exons. Bases 415 to 1368 code for a protein of 317 amino acids. Gene Ontology annotation, cellular component: cytoplasm.